AUGUAAUACUAUUGCUAACUGCAUUAGUCUAUAUUUACAUAGGUCUGUCUUCAAUAGGAUUGCAUAAAGAAAGGACCCUUAUGUGACAUGUGUGUUGAUAAUCAUAAAAUUCAUACGAUUAAAAAUUUAGAAGCAUAUUUGGAUGAUUACACAAAAUACUUAAAUAUGGAGUAUUAAGCAUAAAUAUUGUAAAAAUUAGAAUAAAUGAAAUAAUACUUUCAUGACAAGAUUUCAUCAUUAUAAAUAGAUGUAAAUUUUAUAGAUGAAAAGAGAAAAAAAGAAAUAAUUAAACAGUUGAAGCAAGAGAAAAUGAGUCAUCAAUAAUAUCAAUCAAAAAUUAUUGAAUUAGUUCAAAGAGAUUAAUUAAAAGAUAGAGAGUAUUUAGAACAAUUUUUUGAGCAAAUAGUAGAGAUUGAAAAGGAUAUUAAAUCCUAAUUUUUAUAACUACCAUAGAAACUAGUAUAAGCUUAAUAUCGUCAUUAACCUUCACAGCAAUCUUAAUAAAUUAUAAAUACUAAAUCAAUUUUAUCAAGCGAAGUGAGAGAGUUAUCACCUUAAUUAUCAAAUCGAUCAAAUAAAUCCAAGGAACCCAUAUUCUAAUAAAAAUAAAGAAGUUAAUCGCCACUUUCUAAACAAUUGCUUUAAAGAGACUUGAUGCCAGUUGGCUCAUUUAAUAAUUCUAAAUUAAAAAAUUAUUUCACUGAAUAAGAUUCAUAAUUAUCUCUAUAAAAUUCAUUCAAAAUUACCAAGCCCUUUGACAUUGAUAAAUCAUCAAGCAAGCAAAGUAGAAUUGAAGGAGACAGGUAAAAAUCAAAAUCAUAAAAUGCUUCAUUUGAUUAAAUUAAGCAACUUGAACCUUUUAGAAAUACUUAAAAAUCAUAAAAUAUUGAAGUUUCUGCAUUUUAAUUUGAGAAACCAGAACAAUCCGAUUUAUUAUAUCAAAAGUAGAGUUAUAUAAGAUUUGUUCCACCAGAAUAGCAAUAACAAUAAGUAGUUGGUUAUUUUACGAAUCAAUAGACCUCGCCUCAAAAAGAAAAUAGCUAAUUACAUCAAAAGCAGCCUUCAAAUAUUAAACCAUAAUAUUCAAUGAAAGAUGAAAAAUAAGUCUAAUAAAGUUCAAUUCCAUAUUAAAAUGAGACCUACUUUGAAUUGCAAUAAAGUUAAAUCAAUCAACCUUAAAAUUUCGACGUUAGCUAAUAAUUCUAAUUCACUUAAUUUGUUGGUACUUAAUAAGUUUAAACUCCUUAAUAGAGUAUUCUUAUAAGAGAAUAGGAAACAAAUAAUUUUUAAAAUGGCAUGAAAUAGUCAACAUAAUCGGCAAUUUCAGGAAUAUAUAAUGAAAAUAAAUCCCCAUAAGAUAUGUCCUUCAUUAGUUCAAAAUCAAUAGUUACUCCUUAAAUAAAAGUAACAUAGAAUUUGCCCAAUCCUUUUAAAAUAGAAAAAGACUUAACACUCAAAAUUCAUGAUAAAAGCGUCAAGGAUUUAUGUUUUAUGGAUGAUGAUAAAAUAAUUACAUGUUCAAAGGAUAUGACCAUAAAAAUUUGGGAUAAGAGAACUAAAUAAUUAAAAAUUGAAUUGAAAGAUCAUACAGAUUAAAUUCUAUGCAUUGCAUUUUCUGAAAAAAGAAUAAUAGCCAGUGGAUCUGUGGACAAAACAGUUAGAAUAUGGAAACCUACUCCAUCUUGGAAAAUUGCAUUUGUUUGCUAAGGACAUUCAGAGAGAAUAAGAUGUGUAGAGUUUGUGGGAAAUUUUAUUGCUUCAGGAUCAGAUGAUACAACUUUAAAAUUAUGGGAUUUAGAUGGCUAAUUAUAGCAUUCUUUCAAAACGAAUGGCAGAAUUAGUGCAAUGGCUAUAGAUAAAAAUCUAAUUAUAGUUGGGAGUGGUAAAAAUAUUCUGGUGUUGGACAGUAAGACCAAAAACAAAUAGUAGGAAAUCAUAGGACAUAAGAAUUUGAUUAUGUGCUUAUUGCUUAGUAACUAGAACUAAUAGAGUAAGUUAAUAAGUGGAUCGAAAGAUAAUUUUAUUAAAAUAUGGUCUUAUCCGAAGAUGCAGGAAAUUAGAAGUUUAGAAGAUGAUUAUUCAAUUCAAUCUCUGUUCUUUGAUCCCAUUUCUUCAUAUCUUUAUGCUGGCCUAAUGGGAUUUGAAUAAGAAGGCAAGAUUUCAAUUUGGAAAUUGGAUGAUCAACCAAAAAAAUAAUAGGAGAUCAUUUCGAAUCCAUAUGGAUGCAACAAAGUCUUGUAUGAUGGGAUAUAUCUCUAUAGUGCUCAUGAGAAUAGAAGGAUGGAAAUUUAUGUUAUUAAUGAACUCUGA
This is a messenger RNA of Paramecium tetraurelia, 2310 nucleotides long. RefSeq lists its product as uncharacterized. The record is from RefSeq and is a predicted model, not a curated record. The transcript is spliced from 3 exons. Gene Ontology annotation, molecular function: protein binding. Lineage: Eukaryota; Ciliophora; Oligohymenophorea; Peniculida; Parameciidae.